This is a messenger RNA of Tachysurus vachellii, 5663 nucleotides long. RefSeq names its product zinc finger, MIZ-type containing 2 (gene zmiz2). The record is from RefSeq and is a predicted model, not a curated record. Gene Ontology annotation, molecular function: SUMO ligase activity; zinc ion binding. Gene Ontology annotation, biological process: regulation of transcription by RNA polymerase II; protein sumoylation. NCBI's taxonomy places the organism in Eukaryota, Metazoa, Chordata, Actinopteri, Siluriformes, Bagridae. The transcript has 19 exons. Bases 611 to 3358 code for a protein of 915 amino acids.
CUGCUUCUCUUUUCUUCUGACAGAAAGAGAGAGGGCGAGAGAGAGAGAGAGAAAGAGAGAAACCUCCAUCCCCAUGAGCUCAUGAAUAAAUUAUAGCGGCUCAUUGUGCAAUAGAGAGAGGAAUGCGGUUGAGCCUGGCAAAAUACGGACGAGUGGGUAACGUUACGGACUAUAUACACACACACAGUCUUACACACGCACACACACACACCGCUCCGGAGCUCAGAGUGCUCGUCUGCUUCAGUACAUCCGCCGCUGGUUAUGCUGCGGUUUCACCGCCGGACUCCGGGAGCUCCACGGCCAGAGAUACGCACAGAGCCCGGUAGCCUUUACUGGUAGCUCUUAGCUCUUAGCCUUGCUUUUUCCCCGAUCGUAGAUGGAUUACAGACCGAACUAGGACGACUAGUCGCGGUGUCGCGCCUUAACUACAAGUUAAGUCGAUUCAGAAAGAAGGGAAAAUUAAAUCUCCUUGUAGCAGACAGAGGAGCAGUUAGGUUCCGGCGUCUUUCCGAGUCCUACACGAUCCAACAACCACGGGCAGCUGGAGUCUCAAGACUGCCUGCCAGGUUGAGGUGAUUCGGGGUUCUCAGCCGACCCCCACAUUCCUCCGAUGAACCCCAUCAACUCCAUGAAACCUGCCCUGCCUCCAACGCCACACAGUGACGGCUCCUACCCCUAUGACCCAGCGUCCUGGCAGCAAGGCACCAACCAGCCCCCCGGCUCCCUGUCUGUGGUAACCACAGUGUGGGGGGUUACCAGUCCUUCACCCAGCCAGGUAUUUGGUGCUCCUAUGGGCCCGGGUGGCAAUUCAGCUGGUGGUCACAUGAUGCCUGGCAACAGCCCUGGCAUGAACUCUCCCCAGUUCAUGGGGCAGCAGGGCUACCCGGAGCCCAACAAGGGCUACAUUCAGCAGGGGAUGUAUGGCCGGCCUAGCGGGGGCUACCCGACUGGACCUGCAUACGGUGGCAGUUACCCCAAUAAUGGUGGAGGUUCCCUCGGGAUGCCUCCUCAUGGCGUUCGCCCUCCCACUGACUUCACCCAGGCCGCUGCUGCCGCUGCCGUUGCUGCCGCCGCCGCCACAGCAACCGCCACUGCCACGGCGACUGUUGCAGCAAUACAGGAAAAGCAGAACCAGGAGAUGAACUACGGGCCUAUGGGUGGUGCUUCCUCUUACAACACACAAUUCAUGCCCCACCCUGGACCCCGUGGCCCACCAGGCAUGGCCUCCUCCGGGAUGGUGGGCUCCAGACCCCCCUCUAUGGGAGGCAUGUACAGUUCACAGGGACAGCGUAUGCCCCAACACUCCGGUUACCCCACAGGGCAGCAGGGACCUCCACCACGACACCAGCAGGGGCUGAAGCGCCCUUACAACUCUGAGGGUUUCCCAGGGCAGCAGUAUGGCUCUGGAAUGGGAGCAGCAGGUCCUUACCCCGGCCAGGCCAUACAGUACCACGGGCCCGGCCCACAGCGUUCGGCACCUUCGCCUUCCUACACGGGCCACAGAAUGCCGAUUCAGCAGUCCAGCAUGGGCCAGUAUCCUGCGGGACCAGGAAACCCAGGCCAAUAUUACAAGGCUGAUCAGUUCAACGGGCAAGGCAACAACCAUGGGAGUCUGGCCACAGGAGUGGGUGGAGGUGGAGGGUACAACACGUUUAACCAAGGAGCUGUGAACGGGCCUGGGAGGGCGAUGCCUGGCUACCCCAGCUCACCCCUCCCAGGGAACCCUACUCCUCCCAUGACUCCUGGUAGCUCAAUGCCACCUUAUAUGUCACCUGGUCAGGAUGUAAAGUCUCCCUACCUCCCUGAUGUUAAGCCCAAUAUCAACACAAUGCAGCCCCCUACAGUUUCUACAGGAAACCCAAGCGAUGACCUGCGGCUGACUUUCCCCGUUCGGGACGGGGUGGUGCUGGAACCCUUCCGGCUGGAGCACAACCUGGCUGUCAGCAACCACGUCUUCCAGCUGCGUGACUCCGUCUACAAGACACUCAUGAUGAGGCCAGACCUGGAGUUGCAAUUUAAGUGCUACCAUCAUGAGGACCGGCAGAUGAACACCAACUGGCCGGCCUCUGUGCAGGUGAGCGUGAACGCCACGCCCCUCACCAUCGAGCGAGGCGACAACAAAACCUCCCACAAGCCUCUCUACCUGAAACACGUGUGCCAGCCAGGUCGGAACACCAUCCAGAUCACAGUCACCGCCUGUUGCUGUUCCCAUCUGUUCGUACUGCAGCUGGUUCAUCGGCCCUCGGUGCGCUCUGUGCUGCAGGGUCUUAUGAAGAAGAGGCUCCUUCCAGCCGAGCACUGUGUCACCAAAAUCAAGAGGAACUUCAGCAGUGGAACCAUACCAGGAACUCCUGGGCUAAAUGGCGAGGAUGGUGUGGAGCAGACGGCCAUCAAGGUUUCCCUCAAGUGUCCAAUCACUUUUCGACGCAUCCAACUUCCAGCUCGGGGCCAUGACUGCAGGCACAUACAGUGUUUUGACCUGGAGUCGUACCUGCAGCUUAACUGUGAGAGAGGGACUUGGCGUUGUCCUGUGUGCAAUAAGACAGCUCUUCUGGAGGGACUAGAAGUGGAUCAGUAUAUGCUGGGCAUUCUCAUCUAUAUCCAGAAUUCGGACUACGAGGAGAUCACUAUCGAUCCAGUGUGUAGUUGGAAGCCGGUCCCUGUGAAGUCUGACCUACAUAUUAAAGAGGAUCCGGACGGUCCAGCUCUGAAACGAUGUCGCACCCUCAGCCCCAGUCACAUGAUCCUGCCCAGUGUUAUGGAGAUGAUCGCUGCGUUGGGACCGGCCUCGUCACCCUACCAGUCCUUACCACAAGGUGGUAGCAGCAGCACGCCAGAUUACCCCAGUCAAGCCGGUUCGGGAUAUUCCAGUCAGCCAGGCUUCUCAGAUUUCCCCAACGCCCCCGGCACUCCAACCUUGGGCGAGUUUUCUUCGGGUCCUCCGCCCCUCUCUUACCAGUCUGACCUUCCCAGUGGUCUGCUGACACCUGAGAAACCAGUGGGGCACCCCAUGUCUGGACAGAUUACUCACUCGAGUCGCAUGGACCCAUCCCAUAACCCCCUCCAACAGCAGCAGCAACCACCACAGCAGCAACAGCAGCAUCAACCUCUCCAUGGCAAUUCCAACUUGGGCGGCCCAGGAGGACCCAUGCAUUCACGUAACUCCAACCAGAAUCCUCGGCUGCACACGGAUAGCUUUGGCCUGGGGGGCCCUGGGGGGCCAGGCGAUGUAACGGAACCUGGCCUUGAUCUGCUUCCAGAGCUAACAAACCCAGAUGAGCUGCUGACCUACCUGGGUCCUCCUGACCUCCCUAACAACAGCAAUGAUGACCUGCUCUCGCUGUUUGAGAGCAACUGAGUUCACACACAGCUUGUACAAAACCUCUAGCUUCGCCACACCAUCCUUAAAAAACAAAACAAAACAAAAAAAAAAAAAACAGCAGUACAUACUCUUAGCACGCUACAAGAAGGUUUGGAGGAUCAGGGAUUGGAAUCCUCGCAAACAUUUGAGUCUAAUUAUUGGCCUGCUCUGUUCCUUUGAAACUGCAGAAAUGCUCAUAGCAAGGAAGGUGCAGAAGAUAUAAUCUGACUUUGACGUUACUGUUAGUCUGCCUCUGAAAAACGUCAUGGUUUUAUUGUGUUUUUAUUUUUUAUUUUUUUCUAAUUUGACGACUCCAUCUUCUAUUUCCAGCUCCUGCAAAAUCCAUUUGUAGAAAAGCACCUCAUCUGACGUCUAACUUGUGCUUGGUGUAAAUUACAUUGCAUUUGAAGUUUAUGGAAUUUGCCCAUUUGUCAUUUAUUCUUGAUCAUGAUUUAAUCGAUUGUGAAGUACUGACAUUCUUUAAAAAUCCAGAAUUUGUCGAUAACAAGGAGAACCGAAUUUUGAUAAAGCUACGUGCUCUUUAAGAAUGACAUCAGAACAAAAAAGCCAACCUAUGUCUGGCCUCUGUUGUAACUUGAAUGCAUGUAAAAUGUUGGGAAUGCCAAUGGACCCUGCAAACACAAGACACAGACAUGCCUUACCUCCAAAAAAAAAAAAAAAGGAAUCUCCACCAGUAAGCUAGCAUGCUAUCAUUGAUGCCCACCCACACCAUCUCCCAGAUUUGUACUUGGAAGUCCAGGAGUUGGCGUAUACUUUGUGUUAGGAGCCUCUUUCCAGCCUGCAUGCCCUUGUCCUUUGCCUUGCUGUUUAGAGAUGCAGUCACAAAGCAUAUCUCGCUGUAGCAUCAAAGAAACGUACUGUACUCAUUUGCAGAACUUAAAAAAAAAUUGCCUGUGUCUAGAGGGAGGGGCUUGAGUCCUGCUCAGCCACUGUAGAUAUGAAUAAAACAUUCAAUCCCUGGGGGUGUAUUUACAAAGAUGAAAUAGAAGCACACCUUAAUGCACAGACAUACCACAAGCUACACCGAGUGUGUUUCUGGCACAUGCACUCCUCUGGUCACAGCUCUUUGUCUCCUGGCUUGUUCUUCUUCUCCUUCAACAAUGGUGUCUUCCUGCACUGUUGGCACAAAUCCUGUGCUGAUUGUAAAAUCUGUCUUACACGCAAGAAGGGACAAAAGUUUUAAUCCUGAUCAUUUUCUAUCCACACAGCCUUUACCUUUACUAAGAACCGGGUUAUUUUAGUUUACUUUUAGAUAUGCAAUAUCCCCCAUCACUCAGCAGAAGGACUCGGCAAAAACAAGAGGUCUCGCAGAGCACAAGCAUCCCAGACACAUAUCUCAGACAGGGUAUCUCUCUCACAAAUGCACACUCAAGCUCGCAAAAUGCAACUCUAUUUUAAGAGUGCAUUCAGGGCCUAAAAUUUUGCAGUCUCACAUUUCGUCUCUGACAUCCAGAUUGUUCAUUUUUGCAGUAUGAUGGCCUCUUGAUAGCCUGGUCUUAAUGGCAGUACCCAUCACUUGUUACUGAUGAGGAACAAUUAGGGAGCUGUGUUGAAAAUAUGUACAGAUAUAGGAUUAUUAUUGUUACAGAUGUAUACACUCUUUGUACCCCACGAUAAAACACGCAUACACUUUAAACACUAUGACAGAUUUUUUUUUCUUUCCCAAAAGCUCUUGUUCCUUUUCAGUUCACAAAAAGAGACUCGAUGGAGAGAGGAGGACAGUCUGCUGCCCUGUUUCCUGUCUUGUCUUACUUUAUUAUUUAUGAUUGCUCUCUGGAUGCUGUUGGCUAUGUGUGCAGUCUGUAUCCUAAACGAUCCAGGGAGGGUCAGGAGUUCUUGGAUGUGCAAUUGUUUUUGAAGACAUUUGUGUAUCAUACAAUUUUAUCUUUUGAUUAUAUAUAAUUAUUGUUAUUAUAAUAAUUAUAAAGAUAAUUGGUGGACCUGUAUGCAUCUCUUAUGUGUGUUAUCUAGCAAAGUUUAUGAAUUUGUUAAAAAAAAAAAAAAAAAAAAAAUUAAAAAUGGAAAAAAGUACAUUUCACCAUCAGUUCUGUGACCAUGAAGGCUUUCAAUAAGAGCAGCUUUGAGACCAGAAUUAUGUCACACUUACUGUUCAUCCAACUGUUAAAAGAAAGAAAAAAAAUGUUUGACCGUCAUGUGUAGGUGAAUCCUUUACGUUUUAAUGAUGGAAUUAAACUUGAAUAAUCUUAAUCAUUUUUUUGUUUGUUUUUCUAAAGAUGUGAAAUAUUUCCAUUAUGUUUUUUAAGUAAAGACUUAAUCCCCA